Molecule: messenger RNA, 3367 nt
Organism: Periconia digitata
Lineage: Eukaryota; Fungi; Ascomycota; Dothideomycetes; Pleosporales; Periconiaceae
Source: the annotation of a GenBank genome assembly
CCGCCCAUGUUGAAUAAAUGAAUGAGCGAGAUAUGGCCAUGUCCCUCUCGAACCCCCGUGCAGCUCAACACGAGAACAGAUGAUUUUGGUAUCCUCUUAACACACCAUGGACAUAUGCAGAAAUGAACACCAAGUGAUUGAGAUUGGAAUUUCCCUAUAGCUGUCUUGACACGUGAAACACAGCACUUCUUGCUCGGUGGCAAGUCAGAGUUGGUGAGAGACUUGACCGUGUUCCGCGUUGGUGUCUAACGAUUGUUACGAGUUAGCGGGUGGACUUUGCUGCGCUGCCUGCCUGCACGGGACUCGACCGCUGCUGGCUGCUGCUAAUCUUCUUUCCUGCCAGCUGCUCAUCAAUUCUUUUAAACACCCUUUCCCUCCCUUCCUCCCUCUCUCCCUUCUUGCACUUUCAACCUCACCUUCCCUCUCACCUCGUUACUCACUCACUCUCCCCGCCGCCACCAUCACGCUCGUAUAUUUAACCCGGUGCGGCUACUCCCACCUCAUUCGCGCAACCGCCCCACGAAUCCUGCUAAGGCACUUCGUUCGUCCUCACGCUACAGCAAGUCCCGGCCCCGGCCUAGACAAAGUUGCUUUUCAUCGCACCCAAACCUACCCACAAACGCGCGCCAUCAUUAUGUCCUCAUCAGACGACGACGAUACGCCUCUCGUCAAGGGACGCACUGAGAAUGGAGUGAAAUCCCAAGAUCGCAUUCCUCAGGCCGUCGACCAAGCCAUGGACAAACAGCUGCCUUCCAACGGACAUGUCGAGCCGGGAGUAUCCAUCCGCAUGGGCCCCGUUGAGGACAUGGACGUCGACCCGCCUGCCGCUGCCAACGCCAACGGAAAGCGCAAGAGCCGUGGUAGUCUUACCAAUGGUAGAACCUACAAGGAGGAGAGCAGCGAAGAAGAUGAUAAACCAAUUAGCAAGCGUCGGCGGACAUCACAACAGGCUAAAAAGGUCGCCCCAGACUCGGAUUCUGAACUCAGCGAUAAGCCUUUGGUUCCCUUCAGGAAACCGCCCAAAGCAACCGCCGCCCAGAUUGGAGAGUCGUCUGAAUCCGAUACACCUCUGACGGAAAAGCUUAUCAAGGACAAGGCGAAAAUCGAGAAAGCCGCUGUGAAGGAGGCAAAGACCCUACGAGGCAAGGAAAAGGCGGCCCCCAAACGCAAAGCCAAGGCCGACAGCGACAGCGAUGAUGACGUGCCGUUGAUGAAGAAAAAGCCUGCUCCCAAGCGCGCGUCAAAUGGUGUCAAGAAAGCCGCAAAGGUCGAAUCCGACUCCGAUGUUCCGCUUGCAAAGAAAGCGCCUGCCAAGAAGGCAAAGGCAAAGGCCCAGGCGGCAACUCCUGUCAAGAAAGCGAAAGGAAAAGCCAAGGUCGAGCAGAAGACGGAACAGGAUGAUGAAGCUCAGGACGAGGAAGAGGAGUACCGAUGGUGGGAAGAUCCGGGCCAGGGUGAUGGUUCCAAAAAAUGGACAACAUUGGAGCAUAGUGGCGUCGUGUUUCCCCCUGAGUACGAACCGCUCCCCAAAAACGUCAAGCUCAUCUACGACGGUGUUCCGGUCACCCUCCAUAAGGACGCCGAGGAAGUGGCCACCUUCUAUGGCAGUAUGCUCAAUUCCGCUGUCAACGUCGAGAACCCUACAUUCAACAAGAACUUUUUCGAAGACUUCGUUGCCAUCCUGGACAAGACGGGCCACGGAAAAGACAAGGAUGGGAAAACCGUCAAGAUCAAGAAGUUUGAGAAGUGCGACUUCAAGCCCAUUUUCGAGUGGUUCGACACUGAGCGCGCCAAGAAGAAGUCUCUUAGCGCUGCGGAGAAGAAGGCGCUCAAAGCGGAGAAGGAGGCUGCUGAAGCCCCCUACAUGUACUGCAUGUGGGAUGGUCGCAAGCAGAAAGUCGGCAACUUCCGGGUCGAACCUCCAGGUCUUUUCCGUGGUCGUGGUGAACAUCCCAAGACCGGCCGAGUGAAGAAGCGCGUGUUACCGGAACAGAUUACUAUUAACAUAGGCAAAGAGGCCAAGGUUCCUGAGCCGCCUGCGGGUCACAGCUGGAAAGAGAUCAAGCACGACCAGACCGGCACAUGGCUCGCCAUGUGGCAAGAGAACAUCAACGGAGCCUACAAAUACGUCAUGCUCGCCGCUAACUCAGACAUCAAGGGCCAAAGCGACUACAAGAAGUUCGAGAAGGCCCGAGAGCUGAAGAAGCAUAUCGAUACCAUCCGCAAAGACUACCGCCGAGACCUCAAGAGCGAGAAGAUGGCCGAUCGCCAGCGUGCCACUGCUAUCUAUCUAAUCGAUCAGUUCGCUCUGCGUGCGGGCAAUGAGAAGGGUGAAGACGAAGCCGACACCGUCGGUUGCUGUUCCCUCAAGUACGAGCAUGUGACCUUGAAGCCGCCACACUUCGUCAUCUUCGAUUUCCUGGGAAAAGACAGUAUCCGUUUCUACGAUGAAGUGACUGUCGACCCGCAAGUGUUCAAGAACCUCAAGAUCUUCAAGAAGGCCCCCAAGACUACCGGUGAUGAUAUCUUCGAUCGCUUGACUACCUCUGCUCUCAACAAGCACUUGAACAGCUACAUGACUGGCUUGACUGCCAAGGUGUUCCGUACUUACAAUGCUUCGUGGACAAUGGCUAGGCUACUGCGCGAGAUGAAGCUUUCAGGUUCAAUCCCGGAGAAGGUCAAAGAGUACAAUGACGCCAAUCGAGAGGUUGCUAUACUCUGUAACCACAAACGUACUGUCGCUGCUGGCCAUGCCGGGUCGAUUGAGAAGAUGCAAGAAAAGAUUAAUGGUCUUGUGUAUCAAGUGUGGCGGACUAAGCAGAUGAUGAUUGACAUCGAUCCUAAGAUGAAGAAGAAGAAGGGCGCGGACUUCUUUGCGCGACCCGAUGAGCUAGACAACGAAUGGGUCCUGCAGCACAUCGAUGCUCUUGUCGAAGAACAGCGCCAAAAGAUCACAAAGAAAUUCGAGAAAGAGAACGAGAAGCUCAAGGCAGAUGGUGACAAAGAGAUGAAACCCAAGGAGCUUGACGAGCGUCUCAAGGCAGCUGAAGACCUUGGGAAGAAGAUGCGCAAGGAGCACAAGACUGGCAAGGUUGAAGCCGAGGGCAAAGGCCCAACUGUGGAAAAGAUGCAGGCGAACAUUGAAAAGCUCAACCAGCGCAUCGAGACCAUGAAGGUGCAAAUGGAGGACAAGGAGGGCAACAAGGAGGUUGCCCUUGGAACUUCCAAAAUCAACUAUAUCGAUCCCCGUCUCACUGUUGUCUUCUCCAAGAAGUUCAACGUUCCGAUCGAGCGCUUCUUCUCCAAGACGCUGCGCGAAAAGUUUGAUUGGGCAAUCAAGUCUGUGGACGAGGACUGGGAGUUUUAG